Molecule: messenger RNA, 2321 nt
Organism: Brassica napus (rape)
Lineage: Eukaryota; Viridiplantae; Streptophyta; Magnoliopsida; Brassicales; Brassicaceae
Exons: 1
Coding region: 1665-2045 (126 amino acids)
Source: RefSeq, a predicted model, not a curated record
UUAAGAGUUAUAGACUUAUAGGAGGUCUUACUUAUGUCGAGAUAGGAAAAUAUUGUACUUGAUAAAUAAGUACAACAAGAAAUGUACGGUUCAUCAUAAACUCAUGGUACUUAUAUUCUUUUCUUUCUGCAUGAGUUUUCUUGGUUGGUGCCUGGUGGAGUGAGGAGAGGAUUAAACAGGGAAGUGUGUGUUUGUGUGUAAUUAAUGUUAACGUGUCGGAAACCGAGUUGCGUGGGGGCUCAUAUUAGUAAUUACUCUGUGCAACACUGCAACUAGCCGAUACCAGCUAUCAUUUUCACAUGUACGGAUCUUUUUGAGAUGUGUAUUACUAAAAUAUUAAUUAGAUGUUAAUUACUCUGAGUUUACCAAAAAAAUGUUAAUUACCAUGACUCCCGUUUAUUUUUUAUGAUCGUGGAGUUAGCCAUUUCUAGUCAAAUGCAUAGUUACUUUUUUAUGACUUCCAAAAAAAUGUGUAAACCAUCGCUUAAAAUUGAGGUAUAAAAGCAAAGUGAAAAAAACAUUGUUAAAAUCAAAAGUUCGUGUCAAAGUCAAACAUUGGUUUCGAAACCACAAUGAAAACAAUGUCAAACUUAUGUAGUCAAAUUCGAUGUAAACUCUAAAGUGAGCUAAAUACUUUUUGAAAACGAGUAACUAAGCAUUUGACUAGAAAUGGCUAACUCCACCAGAAAUAUAAUGUACUACCAAAAUAAGCAGGAUAAAUAGAGUCGUUACAAAAAUAGAGUCGUUAAACAUAAUUUCAAAAAAUACAUUAAAAAUGACAUGAGAUAAGAUGACCAAUUUUAUAUAGACUACCGACUCAUUUUUUUACUAGUUUUCUACUCAUUUUUAUCGGCUAAAUUAUUUUAAAAAUGAUCUAUAGAUAUCAUUACUAAAAAUUAGUAGCCAUUUUUCUGAGAAUUACUAUUUUUGUUCAGCUCUUUCUUUAAAACUAAACACUCACAUACUUAUUCUAAAGAUCACUGAUUUUUUUUUAACUCUAAACAAACAUAGUUUUGAAAAUAUUGUUAUUUACAAAUACUAACAUUUGUAAUUUAUACUGCAGUAUUAAUCUAUAAGAAUAUUCGUUAUAUGUUCUCAGCAAAUAAUUUUUGUGCAACCUUCGGAGACCUUUGAAAGCCAACAGAGUAUUUAUAUUUUAUCCACAUUUCUAUAAGAAGCAUAAAAUAACUGAGUUUGGCAUGAGAUUUUUUUUUUGAGAAUGCAUGUGCAUAAAAUUAAAACGUACAUGUGCUUAAAACAUCCCUUUGCGUUAAUCUAGGGUUUCAUCUUCCAACAAUUACAUAGAAAUAGUAUUGGUUUGGUGAUCAUAUAUGGCCCUUCUUAUGUAUCAAGAGACUAUUUGCAUUAACUUUUCCCCGCCGUUGAUCCUAAAAUGGGUUAUAAGUUACUAUUGAAGAUAACUAAAAUCAAUUAAGAAUCUAAUCUUAGAUCUUUAAACUCCAAGUCUCCAAGAGACAACACAUUCGUCCCUUUGUGUAUGUGACAUCAUACACGAUAAUAAGAUAUUAUUAAUCCCUAUCAUGUUGCACUAAAAAACAAGUUAUAUGAAUCUAAGAUGUUUCAUAUAAAUACACACCUUUUACCAAUACAGAGUGCAUCAAAUACAGUAACGUACCAAAUAAAGAUAAAGAGAGAAGAUAAAAAUGGAGUGUUCCAACAUGAAGCUACAUCAUCAGCAAGGUGGAUAUGCAGAGCCAAGAAUCUCAUUCUCCAGCGGUUUCGCAGCGACCAAGAACGAAAUAAUCAAGUACAAGGAGGCACCAGUGUCGUCAGAUGAUUUUGAGUUCGGUAUCAAGAACUGCUCCAUGACCACAGCAGAUGAAAUCUUUUGCGAUGGCAUGAUCCUACCUCUCAAGGAAGAAGUCAACACGACGAAGAGAAUGCCAACUUUGAGAGAAGAACUCAACGAAGAAGACGAUGAUUCACCUAGAACCAAAUCAAAAGGGUCGAGUGGUUGGUGGAGAGAGAGAUUAGGGUUAGGAUUCUCGAAGUCCAAGAAAGAUCACAAGAGAAGUUCUUUUUAGAAGCACCAUUAUAAGUUCUGAUUUAUUGCUUAUUUUUUUUAUGUGUUAUCUAUGGUUUUUCACUUCUUUACUGUUCCUCGACGAUGUAAAAAGAUUGUUUGCGGUUGGAGAAUUUCUUCUUUUGUAUUUCCAAUGCUCCAUUUUCCAUAAAGCCUGUUCUUUUCGAACUUCUCAUCACCAAUUAAUCUUUAAAUUAGAAUUGACAAAAAUAUUCUAUCUUUUAAGAUGCUACUAUAAUUUAAAUAUUCCGAGCAUUCCCAACACUUUAAAUGUUUU